Aspergillus oryzae RIB40 is the source of this 408-nucleotide messenger RNA. RefSeq lists its product as uncharacterized. The transcript has a single exon. NCBI's taxonomy places the organism in Eukaryota, Fungi, Ascomycota, Eurotiomycetes, Eurotiales, Aspergillaceae. The record is from RefSeq and is a predicted model, not a curated record. The coding region runs from base 1 to 408 and encodes 135 amino acids.
AUGACGUCUUCCACCAUGAACAACACAGCAACCAGACACAAGAAACCAGGAAUCCCCACCCCAGCCAUGCGGGAAUACCUAUGGAUGAAACAAAUCGGCAAAAGUCUCUCUGCCAACACUCCUCUACGUCCCAACAAGAGAACAAAACCGAGCGAAGGUGACAAAACCAGCUUAGAAACCAGACACCGUUUUCUCACGGCCUACAAGCUCAGGAAACUAAGAGAGAAAAGCGGUAUGCGUUACGGAAGAAACAGAGAGCGUUCCCGUGGACAUAAUUCGACAGUCCUUGGAGGAUCUCUGUACGAAGAUGCUAAGCUAUACAAAAUGAGUCUGAGGCAAGAUACUGAGUUCUAUGAGGAGUUAUAUGGGAUAUCUCCUUUCCAGGUUCCGAAGAGUAGGUGUAUGUAG